ACGCAACAAGAACCGCACGGGCACACCGACGCCGGAGGGACGAGGUGACCACCACCGAUUCUGCUGAGCACCGGAACCCCUGCCGAAGGAAGAGCCGACAGCUCCUCCGCCACCGCUGCGCAAACUGCUCCGCCCGCCGCAUGCGCAGAGGCCCCGCCGUGCCCGGCUGCGGCCUGCCCUGAGCCGCCUCCUGUCAGGGACCGAUGGCGGCGAGUGGCACGGAAACAGCCCAGCAGCAAACUGAUGAAAUUGAAGCCCUUUCAUCCAUAUAUGGUGACGAUUGGUGUGUUCUUGAUGAAGAUGAAAAAAUCUAUUGCAUCAAGAUCAGUGAUUGUCUGGAUCAACCAAAAUGGACCCUCUGUUUACAGGUGAUUUUGCCACCAGGAUAUCCAACUGCAGAGCCACCUAUUUAUCAACUCAAUGCCCCAUGGCUUCGAGGGCAAGAUUAUAUGCAACUUGCAAAUAGCUUGGAAGAAAUAUAUAUACAGAACCUUGGUGAAAGUAUACUUUAUUUGUGGGUGGAGAAGAUACGAGAGGUUCUGAUAGAAAAGGCACAGUCAUCAGAUCCAGAACCAGAUAUUAAGAAAACCAGUGAGGAAGUAAAUGAAGAUGAUGGAGAUGAUUUUCUUCUAGACUGUCAGCCUGUUCAGGAAGAUUCAAUUAAAAUGUUAAGUUACAUUCCCUCUGAAAGUCAAGAAGAUGAGGAACUGCCACCCAUACAUCAUGGAAGCCCAAUCACAGAUCGAAGGAGUACUUUCCAGGCACAUCUGGCUCCUGUGGUGACACCCAGACAAGUUAAGAGAGUUCUUGAAAAAUUAUAUGAGAAUAAGAAAAUUGCAAGUGCUACCCACAACAUAUAUGCAUACAGAAUAUACUGUGAAGAUAAGCAGACAUUCUUACAGGAUUGUGAAGAUGAUGGGGAGACAGCAGCAGGUGGCCGUCUUCUUCAUCUUAUGCAGAUUCUGAAUGUUCACAAUGUGUUAGUUGUUGUGUCCCGCUGGUAUGGGGGCAUUCUCUUAGGACCAGAUCGUUUUAAACAUAUCAACAACUGUGCAAGAAAUGUGCUUGUGGAAUACAACUAUGUACAUUCAGGGGAAGAGUCAUCUAAACAAGCAGGAAAGAGCAAAAAGAUGAGGAAGGACAACAAGAAGAGAACGUAACACUAAUUUUUUUAAAACAAUAAAAAUUAUUUUGCACAUAUUUACAAAGAAUACAUGGAUACUAUUGCCUUAUGCGGUACAACAGAUGUUUUGUAUUCAAAAAAGCAUUCAGUAAAGCUAUAGGUAUAUUUU
Calypte anna (Anna's hummingbird) is the source of this 1292-nucleotide messenger RNA. It is a transcript of the gene IMPACT, whose product is annotated as impact RWD domain protein. Gene Ontology annotation, biological process: regulation of translational initiation. Gene Ontology annotation, molecular function: protein binding. Gene Ontology annotation, cellular component: cytoplasm. The record is from RefSeq and is a predicted model, not a curated record. The transcript is spliced from 11 exons. Bases 204 to 1160 code for a protein of 318 amino acids. NCBI's taxonomy places the organism in Eukaryota, Metazoa, Chordata, Aves, Apodiformes, Trochilidae.